This is a messenger RNA of Ambispora leptoticha, 152 nucleotides long. The record is from the annotation of a GenBank genome assembly. NCBI's taxonomy places the organism in Eukaryota, Fungi, Glomeromycota, Glomeromycetes, Archaeosporales, Ambisporaceae.
AUGUCAAAUUGGUUUAAAAUUGCUAUUGAACACAAAUAUAUUACAUUAUUUGAAUAUGGAUCUUUUCAGGAUCGGAAAGUAAUUGGUAGAGGAGGUUUCGGCAUCGUAUAUAGUGCUUAUUCAAGAGAUAUUGAAAAACUUAAAAAGAUACU